CUCCCGCCACACAGCCAGGCAGCUGCGCCCGCCACAUCCUCGAGUAUAAAACCCCCCACACUUCCCCUCCGUCUCACUUCUGCCUUGUGUCUGAAUCCUCCACGUCGGUCGAAGGACAAACAGACAAAAUGCGUGAGUGUAUUUCUAUGCACGUCGGCCAAGCCGGAGCCCAGAUGGGCAAUGCAUGCUGGGAGCUGUACUGCCUGGAGCAUGGGAUCCAGCCGGACGGACAGAUGCCCUCAGACAAGACCAUUGGGGGAGGCGAUGACUCCUUCAAUACCUUCUUCAGUGAGACUGGAGCAGGGAAGCAUGUUCCCAGGGCAAUCUUUGUUGACCUGGAGCCCACUGUUAUUGAUGAAGUACGCACAGGAACGUACCGUCAGCUGUUCCACCCUGAGCAGCUGAUCACAGGAAAAGAGGAUGCUGCGAACAACUACGCCCGUGGACACUACACCAUCGGCAAGGAGAUCAUUGAUCUGGUUCUGGACAGGACCCGUAAAUUGGCUGACCAAUGCACUGGCCUUCAGGGCUUCCUGAUCUUUCACUCCUUCGGUGGAGGAACUGGCUCUGGUUUCACCUCCCUACUGAUGGAGAGACUCUCUGUUGACUAUGGGAAGAAAUCUAAGCUUGAGUUUGCUGUCUACCCAGCACCCCAGGUUUCCACAGCAGUGGUUGAGCCCUACAACUCCAUCCUGACCACUCAUACCACCUUGGAGCACUCUGACUGUGCCUUCAUGGUGGACAACGAGGCCAUCUACGAUAUCUGCCGCAGGAACCUGGACAUCGAGAGACCAACCUACACCAACCUGAACAGGCUCAUCGGCCAGAUUGUGUCCUCCAUCACAGCCUCCCUCCGCUUUGAUGGAGCUCUGAAUGUCGACCUGACCGAGUUCCAAACCAACUUGGUGCCAUAUCCCCGUAUCCACUUCCCCCUGGCCACCUAUGCUCCGGUCAUCUCUGCUGAGAAGGCCUACCAUGAGCAGCUGUCUGUGGCCGACAUCACCAAUGCCUGCUUCGAGCCAGCCAACCAGAUGGUGAAGUGCGAUCCUCGUCAUGGUAAAUACAUGGCCUGCUGUCUGCUGUACCGCGGCGAUGUGGUGCCCAAAGAUGUCAAUUCUGCCAUCGCCGCCAUCAAGACCAAACGCACCAUCCAGUUUGUGGACUGGUGCCCCACAGGCUUCAAGGUGGGCAUCAACUACCAGCCUCCCACUGUGGUUCCUGGAGGAGACCUGGCCAAGGUGCAGAGGGCUGUGUGCAUGCUGAGCAACACCACGGCCAUCGCUGAGGCCUGGGCCCGACUGGACCACAAGUUUGACCUCAUGUACGCCAAGAGAGCCUUUGUGCACUGGUAUGUUGGAGAGGGAAUGGAAGAGGGAGAGUUCUCCGAGGCCAGAGAGGAUAUGGCUGCCCUGGAGAAAGAUUAUGAAGAGGUUGGCACUGACAGCAUGGGAGACGAGGACGAAGAGGGGGAGGAGUACUGAAGGGUUACACGUUCCAAAAAAAAAGUUAAGACACAUUCCCAGCAACAAUGUGAUUGUCUGUGGUGUUAUGUCAGUGUUAAAUGCAGUUCUGUUACCUGAACUUCAAUAAAAGUUCUGUUGAACCAUUCA
This is a messenger RNA of Salarias fasciatus (jewelled blenny), 1610 nucleotides long. Its product is annotated as tubulin alpha chain. Gene Ontology annotation, cellular component: microtubule. Gene Ontology annotation, molecular function: structural constituent of cytoskeleton; GTP binding. NCBI's taxonomy places the organism in Eukaryota, Metazoa, Chordata, Actinopteri, Blenniiformes, Blenniidae. The record is from RefSeq and is a predicted model, not a curated record. The transcript has 4 exons. The coding region runs from base 129 to 1481 and encodes 450 amino acids. Gene Ontology annotation, biological process: microtubule-based process.